Molecule: messenger RNA, 3036 nt
Organism: Theobroma cacao (cacao)
Lineage: Eukaryota; Viridiplantae; Streptophyta; Magnoliopsida; Malvales; Malvaceae
Source: RefSeq, a predicted model, not a curated record
GUGCGGUGCGCUCUCCAAAACUUAUGCCAAAUUCUAGGACUACAUAUUUAUUCAUCAAAUUGGGCCAUGUAAACCUCUCGCUGAAAAAUGUUGAAGCUUGUGCCGCGUAAUCGAACGCCAUUUUGUUACACCAAGUACCCUUCAAGCCACUCCAAAAUAGCCUCGCACUCAUCACCAUCUCAUCAUCUGAAUCUGACCAAGGCCAUCCUCAACUCCCAAACUCCCCACCAAGCUCUAAACCUUUUCAAUUCCAACAUAAAACUCAUCAAUCCAUCGAAAAAUCUCGAGCCUUAUUCAGCCAUUAUUCACGUGUUAACCGGUGCUAAACUUUAUACAGACGCCAGGUGUUUGAUAAAAUACCUCAUCAAAACCCUCCAAAGCUCGUUAAAACCCCGCCGCGCUUGCCACUUAAUUUUCAAUGCCCUUAGCAAAUUACAAACCUCAAAAUUCACUCCCAAUGUUUUUGGGUCGUUAAUCAUUGCAUUUUCUGAGAUGGGUCUGAUCGAGGAAGCCUUGUGGGUUUAUAGAAAAAUCAGAACUUUCCCGCCAAUGCAGGCUUGUAAUUCACUUUUAGAUGGGUUAGUUAAGAUGGGGAGAUUUGAUUCGAUGUGGGAUGUUUAUUAUGACUUGCUUUCGCGUGGGUUUUUGCCUAAUGUUGUUACUUAUGGGGUGUUGAUAAAUGGUUGUUGUUGUCAAGGUGAUGCUUCAAAGGCUCGCGAGUUGUUUCAUGAGCUGUUAAUGAAAGGAAUUCAACCCAAUGUUGUCAUCUUCACGACUGUCAUAAAAAUUCUUUGCAGUGAAGGUCAGAUGCUGGAGGCGGAAUGUAUGUUUAGGUUAAUAAAAGAUUUGUAUUUCCUUCCAAAUUUGUACACUUUUAAUGUUUUGAUGAAUGGUUAUUGCAAGAUGGAUAAUGUUGAACGUGCCUUUGAAAUAUACUGGAUGAUGAUUGGUGAUGGCUUGAGACCAAAUGUUGUUACUUUUGGUAUCUUGAUUGAUGGACUUUGUAAGAUGGGUGCAUUGGUAGUGGCAAGGAACUAUUUUGUUUGUAUGGUUAAAUAUGGUGUUUUUCCCAAUGUAUUUGUGUACAAUUGUUUAAUUGAUGGAUACUGUAAGGCAGGUAAUGUUUCUGAAGCAGUGGAGUUGAGCUCAGAAAUGGAGAAGUUAAAAAUUUUGCCUGAUGUUUUCACUUACAGUAUACUGAUCAAGGGUCUUUGUAGUGUUGGCAGAGUGGAAGAAGGGAGUUUUUUAUUGCAGAAAAUGAUCAAAGAUGGAGUUUUGGCAAAUUCUGUGACUUACAAUUCACUAAUUGAUGGUUACUGUAGAGUAGGUAACAUGGAGAAAGCUUUGGAGAUAUGCUCUCAAAUGACUGAAAAAGGUGUAGAACCAAAUGUCAUCACUUUCUCAACAUUGAUUGAUGGUUACUGCAAGGCUGGAAAUAUGCAAGCUGCCAUGGGUUUUUACUCAGAAAUGGUUAUCAAAAGCAUUGUUCCUGAUGUGGUGGCUUACACAGCUUUGAUUAAUGGGUGCUGUAAAAAUGGGAAUGUGAAGGAGGCACUCCGGCUGCAUAAAGUGAUGCUAGGGUCAGGCUUAACACCCAAUGCUUUCACAUUAAGUUGCUUAGUUGAUGGCCUUUGUAAGGAUGGAAUAGUUUUUGAGGCUUUCAGUGUUUUCUUGGAGAAAACUAGAGCUGGUAUUAGUGAAAAUGGAAUCAAUGAAAUGGAUGGCCUCUUUUGCUUGCCAAAUCAUGUGAUGUAUAUGAUCUAUACAACCUUGAUUCAGGCCCUGUGCAAGGAUGGCCAGAUAUUUAAGGCAAAUAAAAUUUUCUCAGAUAUAAGAUGCAUUGACUUGAUAGCAGAUGUGCCAUCUUACAUCGUUAUGUUAGAGGGUCACUUUCAAGCCAAGAAUAUGAUUGAUGUGAUGAUGCUGCAUGCUGAUAUGAUAAAGAUUGGCAUCAUGCCAAGCAUUACCGUAAACAUGAUCAUGGCGAGGGGUUAUCAAGAGAUUGGAGACCUCAGAUUAGCUCUUAUGUGCUCUGAGGAUUUAGCGGUUCAGAGCUUGGGUGUUUUCAAUCAAGGAGACCAUAAAGAACUUCAGCAUGCAGUGAAUGAGGACAAAUAAGGCUAGUUUCUCGUUAGUGAUCUUUCUAAUAGGUGAAAGGUUCCCAUAGUGCUGGUGCAUUCACUCUCUGAUUGUCUCCCUCAGAGCUUGAGGUAGUGAAAUUUUUUUGGCACUGCUCAAAUUAUUUGUUGCUAAGGGGGGAAGCUCUGCCAUACUUGUGGUUGCCAGUGAUCAUUCUAGUUGAAAUCUUUGGAAGCCACGAGAUGCCAGACUUUUGAUUCUCUUUUCUUUGACGAACUAAAGUCUUGGCAUCGCAUGUAUCAGUUGUCUUUGAAGAUCUCUUGGAUUCUUGAUAGCAAGCCAUCUAAGUUGAGCCACUUGGGUGGGGAAAUCAUGACAUCAAUGCUCAACUAGCUCAGAGUCUUUGGUGUUCCCUAACCAAUCAAAAGCAAUAUAAAAUUUCAUUCCAAUUUUAGGUUUCAAAUUUCGUUCUUACACAAAGGAAGUGUAAUACUUGUCUAAUCUCACUACAAAAGGAAAUGAACCAGAAACCCCAAAAAGCUGUAGAGCCUAUUCAGGAAGACGCAAAUGCUCAAUGUGGAACCUGAUCAAGUGACAGUAACGGUUGCUCUCUCUGCCUGUAGGGCACUAGAAAUGGGAGAAUGGAUUCAUGCAUACGUUCGUCGAGAACCGGAGCUCAAGGCAUGCUCUCAUAAACAUGUACGCAAGAUGUGGUGAGAUAAAAACUGCAAGGAAGUUGUGUGAUAGCUUAGGAGAAAAGGAUGCGACCACAUGGACUUCCAUGAUCGGAUUAGACGAAAGGGCAAAUAUAUUUAGCUUAAAGAUUUAGUUGUUGGCAAUGAAUUUGGGUUGGGAAAUGUAGACAACAAGCUGUAUUUAGACAACCAGCUCAACUGUCAGAUUGUAUUUAUUUGGAUUAAUUGUGAAGCCCGGUCAAAUCCUCGGUUAUACUAUUAA